Molecule: messenger RNA, 8396 nt
Organism: Rhineura floridana
Lineage: Eukaryota; Metazoa; Chordata; Lepidosauria; Squamata; Rhineuridae
Gene: TDRD15
Product: tudor domain containing 15
Exons: 4
Coding region: 363-6593 (2076 amino acids)
Source: RefSeq, a predicted model, not a curated record
CCCCUAGGCACCAGGAAGCAAGGCAGAUGGAUGGCAGAGAGCUGACCUGUACGUGCGGCGUGCACGCAGCACGCUAGCAUGUGAGGGAGGCGUGAGCGCCGUGAGGGAAGGGCUCCGGGCGUCGUUGCAGUGACUGUUAGGCUGAGGCACGUGAGAGAGGCGUGAGGGAAGGGCGCGACGGGGCCUCUACUCCAGCGGCGUUGCAGCCCGUUACCAGGCAGGCUGGCUAGGCUAGAUCCCUGCUGCACUCUCGUCUCUGCUGAAAAGCUUUCUGCGCUGACUCGCUUCUUGCUGCUUUCUCCCUAACUGUUGCUUGGUUGGUGGUAUGGUCCAAUGAAAUGCUUCUAUGAAUAUUGCGAGAUAUGGCAGGUGGAAUAGUUCCAUCUCUAUCAACAAAAUUUUUAGACGUAGACCUGAAGAUAACUGAUGUAAACUACCAUCCAAAAGAAAUUAUUGUGAAAUUUCAAGGCAGAUAUAACACAGAAUAUGACUUUGACUAUCAUAUAUUACAAAGUGAAAUACAGCAGGUAUCAAAAGUGAAAGACAGUGUUGGGAUUGGCGAGUUUUGUUUAGUAGAAGACUCUACUUGUGGAGAAUGGUACAGAGGACGAGUAGUACAAAAGAAGAACCACAUCUGUGAAGUAUUUCUUAUGGACAGUGGGAAAAUACUGGCAGUUCAUGAAGCCCGUAUUGCUUCUGCCAUUGAUGAGUUGUUUCAGCUUCCUCCAAAGAUGGUUUGUGGGAUUUUUGCAAAUAUACUUCCACUUGAAGAAAAAUGGGCUCCAAAAGCUUUGAAUUACUUUUCAUCCUUAGUAGAUUUGCAGAUUAAAGGCCAUAUACAAGCCAUUCUACCACACCAAACAUUUCUCCUUGAUGUGCCAAAAAUCACCAGUGAUGUGGUUGAAUUAAAACUAGGAAAACAUCUUGAUGGUGAUACAUUCCGUCUUAUUGUAGAAAUGUUAACUGAAUUGCCACAAGAGCCCCUUUCUAAACAAAUGCCAGAUUUACUGCAACAGAAAUACACAAGGCCAGAUUCUGCAUUAUGCAGUGAUCGAAUUCAUCCGGACGUACAACCAAUUCUGAAUAGCCUUCAGCCACUUUUAACUGUUGGUUGGAUAGAGAAAGUAAAAAUAUCAGUGGCAGUUAGUCCUAGUAAAUUUUAUUGUCAGUUACUGCGAUACCAGGUGGACCUGGAUAAAUUGACAGCAAGCAUGUAUUCCUUCUAUAAAACUAGCAGAGAAAAUGUUCCGUCGUGUGACAAUCUUGGAGUCCUUUGUGCAGCAAGACGAAAAAAUGGUCAGUGGCAGAGAGGAGUGAUACAACAGCUACUUUCUGAUAACAAAGUAAUGAUUUGGUUUAUGGAUUUUGGCAGCUGUGAAGCUGUGCCUUCUAGUAGUGUUUUGAAGCUUCAGCCAGAAUUCAUUUCAGUGCCUAGGUUUUCAUUUCCUUGUGCACUUUCAUGUCUCAAUGACCAGGAUGAAGCUAUAAGAAAUAAUCAGCUAAAAGAAUUUAAGGAGGCCCUGUUAAGACAAAGUGUUGUUUAUGCCCGCAUUGAUCUAUUUAAUGCUGAUGAACAUUUGUAUUAUGUUACAUUGCAUAAACACGAGUCUGGAAUGCAUUGUGAAUGCCUACCUCAGGAAAGUGAUGUAGUUCCAAAAUGUUACCCAUCCUUUAAGACAGAAAUGUCAUGUAUAAGUGGUACAAACCCUGUCUGUGCUGACUCUGUUCAUAGGAAUGCUGCACAGUCAGGACAUUUUUCAGAUCAAAAGAACUCUCGUUCAGUGUGCUGUCCUUUAGCCAUUCCUUGCAAAAGAGCAGAAAUAAAAAUAGACUCUGUCUGUGUUGCUUAUGUAGUAUAUGUCUUGAAUCCAUCAAAUUUUUGGGUUCAAACUAAUGACCAUCUAGAUGAAUUUGAAGCCUUGAUGAAAAAAAUUGCGGCUGUGUAUGAUAGAACUGAAACCGAUGGUAAGAUUCUAGAAAAUCCAGAACCUGGAAAGCUAUGCUGUGCACGGUAUAGUAAGGAUAUGCAUUUCUACAGAGCUGUUAUCAGGGAAGUGGUGGACAGUAGUAUUAAUGUUUGUUUUUUAGAUUUUGGCAAUACUGAGACAGUACCACUUUUUGAUGUGAGAGUUUUGUUGCCAGAAUUUCAAGAAUUUCCAGCUUUAGCUGUAUGUUGUUCACUUGCUAAUGCAUUUCCAAUUGAGGAUAUAUGGAUUAAAAAACAAACUGACUUUUUUAAAAACAUUGUGUUUGACAAACCACUCACACUCCAUGCCAUUGCUAAACAAAACAAUAAGUACAUAGUUGAUGUGCAGUGCAUGAAUGGCUCAGAACAAACAGAUGUUCUCAUGCUUAUGGUUCAGGCUGGAUAUGCAGAAUAUUGGGAAGUAAAGCAAGAUCCAUUUUUGAACAUUGUCAGAGGUUCUCAAAUAAAACACUCAAAAGAUGUGAUACCUAAAAAUAAUGGUCAGAAGAAUGAUAAGUUGCUGAAGCCUGUGACAAAAGAACCUGCCAUUACUUUCCCACGGUGUGAAAGCAUACUUUCAAAUAAAUAUGGAAACGCAUCUGGGAAAAGUUAUAUAUUGAGGCCUUAUAAAGAGUACCGGUUUAAACCAGGAACUGUAUUUGAUGUCAUAUGUUGUCAUAGUACUUCGCCAGGUGACUUUUCAUGUCAGUUACGAUCUAUGUUACCUGAGCUAGAUAACUUGAUGGAACAAAUUCAGUUUUAUUACAACACUCGAACGAUCCCAUAUGAAAGUGGUCAGCAUGCAUGUGUUGCGAAACAUUCUAAGGAUGGAAAAUGGUACAGAGCUGCUGUACUUCAACAUGUGUCUAAGACUGAAGUAGUUGUAGCAUUGGUAGACUAUGGUUACCAGGAAAGAGUUUUGCUGAAAGACCUUCAAGCUAUUCUUCCAGAUUUUCUGGUCUUGGAAUGUCAAACAUUCAGAUGUUGUCUUAAUAGAGUCACUGAAUCCUUAACAUUUGACCCAUAUAAUUGGACUGUGGAGGCAUGUAGGGAUUUUGAGCGCUUUGUUUCAUCUUCUAACGCAUUGCUGACGUGUUCAAUUUCUGCCUUAAUUCUUAGGAGCCCCAGUUGUUUAUAUAAUGUGGUUGACUUGCAGACUCCAUUUACUACUGUACAGCAAUUUCUUGUAGAAUGUGGUCAUGCCCAGUUUUGCUCUUUUGAACUCCCAAGAUUUUUUAUACCAUCAUUUUCUCUGUACACAUUUUAUUAUUCAACUUUUAACAUGAAAAUCGGUAAUGAAGAGGUGGUGUGUAUAACUCAUAUAUACAGCCCUACAAAAUUCUAUUGCCAGCUAAAUAGAAAUGCAGAUGUUAUAGACAAACUGUUAAAAAAUAUUGCAGAGGUUAGUCAAAUGGCAAGCCAUACAGACCAAAUAAACAUUUGCCGUUUAUGCUUAGCAAAAUAUUUUGGAGAUGGGCUGUUCUAUAGAGCUUUAGCAUAUCCUGUGGGAUCAUCAGAUUACUUGCCAGUAUGCUUUGUGGACUUUGGGAAUAAACAAUUGGUAGCAAAAGUGGAAAUUAUUCCUAUUCCAGAUCAUGCUUCAGAAUUAUUAUUCACUCCUAUGCAAGCUGUCAAGUGUUACCUUUCAGAUCUAAAAGAUGCUGAAAUUCCAAUUGAAAUAAAUACAUGGUUUGAAAAAAAUUGCUUGGGGAAAGAACUGAAGGCAGUAAUAGUAUCUAAAGAAUCUGAUGGGCAGCUUGGUGUGGAGUUGUAUGAUAAAGAUCUCCAAAUAAAUAAGAAGAUUAAAGAAUUAUUAAAGCACACACAAAAAUAUGGUGUCAACCCAAGAAUUAUAAACAGGUGUGCAGAAAAGCCUGUUGGAGACAAAGAUAUGGUGCAUAAAGUAAAGUUAGGUGCAGUUAAAACAAAAGUUAAACGUGAAGUAGUUCAAUGGAAAGGAGAAAUAGAAAAUGAAACAAAUCCUUGCAGUCAAAGUUCUGGAAAAGAAAUUGUGAUUGAUCUGCAGAAACGGUGCAUGAGGACUGUAAAGCUUCCAACAUCGCUAGAAAAUAUGGAAUUGGUCCUGCAAAACAAUCUGGGACAGAGAUGUAGAGGUACAUAUGGAGAGCUUUGUACUGACUCUGAUAACCCUCCUCUGGGUUUGAAGGAAAUACCUCAAGAUAAUAUGCCUGAGCUGCAUAUCUUGAAACAAAAUCCUUCAGGACAAGAAGUGAGUAGCACUACUAGGCACAAGUACACCAAUCUUCCACAACAUCACAUUCAGUCAGACACCAAAAUUUUAGGUUAUAUUUCGUCUAUAACUAGUCUGUCAAGUUUCUAUAUUCAUUAUGCAGAGGAUGAGAGUAAAAUUGUGGAGCUUGCUGAGGAACUGAAUGGAGGCCCACUGGUUAUAGAACCAGAACCAGAUCCUGAAGUUGAGGAAGGCGAUACUGUUUUAGCAGAGUAUGAAACUGAUUGCUGCAUAUACAGAGCUGUUGUUAGAAGUAUUAAGUCAGAAAAAUCUUUUGAAGUAGAGUUCAUUGACUAUGGUAACACAUCAACUGUGAGUGCAUCAAAAAUAUACAAGAUGGAAAAGGCUUUCUUAAAUUUACCAAGGCUCAGCAUACACUGUUUUCUUAGCAAAGGAAGGUGUGUGUUUCCAGAUAAAAAUUGGAGUAGUGAUACUACUGCCUAUUUUGUUAGUAAAGUAAAUAAUCAACCACUAAUGUUUAAUUUUUUACAAAAGCAUGGCCAGCAGUGGGAGGUUGAUGUGUUUUGUCAUGGAAAGUCUAUGAUCAAUGAAUUAAUGCAGAGAGAAGUCAGUUUAGGUUUACAAAAUGUGCAUCUGUUAAAUCUUGAUCAAGACAUAAAACAGCUUCCAGCAAUAAAUGCAGAUACUGACAGUAAUGAGCAGAGUAAAAAAUCAGAAAGUCAAAAUGUGUUUGAAGUAUUUAAGGCCAGACCUGCGUGGGAGAAUCUUCCUAAAAUUGCCUACCAAAACAUAAAGCCUGGGCAACUAGAAAUAGCUGAAAUGGGUCAUAUUUCAAGUGAUGGACAUUUCUAUGUAAAAUUAAAGAAGGAUGCAGAAAUACUGUUGAAUUUAAAUGUGAUGACUGAUCAAGAAGCCAGGAAGAACUCCUUGCUUGAAGUGGAAAAUAUUAAAGAAGGGUUAGAAUGUCUGGCAAAAUCAAAAGAAACCUUAAAAUGGUAUCGCUCUCAAGUUAUCGAAAAGCAUGUGAAUGAGGGUCACAUGUUAGUUUUUUUCAUGGACUUGGGAAAAUAUGAAAUAGUGUCAUUUCAUGACACACAGGUACUAAGUGACAAUAUCAAGAGUAUUCCCAGGACUGCUGUGCCUUGUAAAUGGGUUUGGAAUGAAAAUCUAGGUGAUACAUCUUUUGAGAGAGUGGUGGAGAUUAUAAAAUGCCAGGGGAUCAAGAUCUUAUUUUUGAGAUACCUAGAAUCUGCUUUUGUUUGGGAAGUAGACAUUUUAAUAGAUAGGAUUCAGCUUUUGGAAUACUUGAAUCAAAUACCUUACCAAAAGACGUUGGAGAACUGUAACUUACCAAUUAAUAUAAAUGUUGACCAAACAAUGCCCAAAUUGCCAUUCAAGCCAAAUUCUGUUCCAUGGGGACCAUUCCAGAAUGAUAGGUACUAUCCUGGGUUUGUCACAUCAGUCACUGAUCCUUCAAACUUCUGUAUCCAGUUAGAAGGCUCAUUUAAGGCUCUGAAAACAUUGUUCAAGUUACUCUCUGACCUCCCAGAAAACCUGCCUGCUAUGCCACAGGAGCUUGUUGUUCCUGGUGCCAGUUGUUUGAUAAAGAUUGGAUCUAGUGAAAAGUGGAACAGAGUUGAAGUUUCUGAAGUCUCCAAACUCUCAAAUCUCUUAACAGUUACUUUUAUUGAUGAUGGAUUAUCAGCUCCCAUCCCCAUUUCUGAUCUCCACAAGCUGAAAGUUAUCCCAGAAGAGCUUGCUAAAUUGCCUAGAUUAACUUAUCCUUGCUCUUUGUAUGGAGUGUCACCUGCUGAUGGAGAAUACUGGAGUGAUAAGGCAAAACUUCAAAUUCAAGAAUUUCUUGGUAGAAAAGGUCUCACAUUCCAGCUGAAACGGUAUCACUGUGGGCUGAAGCUAGAGGCAAUUGUAUUUUGUGAGAAGAACAAUGCAGCAGAUUUAUUGGUUACUUCUGGAUAUGCUGUGUAUUCUAAAACAGUAUCCUCGUUCAGUUCAGUUAAUUGUACAGAGCUUCAUCCAUUGAAUUCACAAAUUUUGUGUAAUCCAUCAAUAUGCGAUCAGAAUAUUUUUGAUGCACGGAUUGGUUUGCUGUCAGAUGAGGAAAAAGAGCCACAAAAGUCAGGUUUCCAAGUAAAAUGUACUCAUGUUAAUGUUUUGAGACAGAGUAGCUCAAAACAAUUCAGUUGUAAGAAAAAAAAGUGGCAGAAAGCACGCUUAAAGACUAAUGGAAGAAAUAAUGAAAAUCAGUUUAAGUGUGACAACAGCUUAUUAAAUCAGCGUUAUGACGGAGAAAAACAGAGGCGAACCUAUCCUGCAGGCAUAUGGUCAAAAGCAGUACAUGAAAUGCAUGAUCUUAUGGGGACUGAGCACAAAGGUAGAUGGGAUGCAAAUUUAUGAAGAGAGUUGAUUACAUGGACGCUUCACUACAAAGGUAAAGACUGAUUAGAAGAUUUCUACUGCUGGACUCAUGCAAGAAGUAAAGAAAAGUGAAUUCCAGAUUUUUUAAUGGAAUUAUUUAGUCACACUUCUGUAAUCAAAAUCCAUGAAUUUGAAAAGGUUGUAACAAGUCUAUAGGGUUAAGCUGGCUUCUUUGUGUUAGGUUUUUCUCUCUCCCUUCCACACCCCCAGCACACAUAGUAAUAUUUUAUCAGUGUCCUAAUUUGUUUAUUCUUGAAAUGACAUAAUGGGAAUGGAAACCAUAAUUAUUUCUAGCUGUCUUCGAGCAACAUAGACCUGAACAAAGGCAUAAUAGUCCUCUUAUUUAAGAAAAUCUCUUAUUAUUUUACUGUAUUGUUGAAAAUUAUACUAAUAUAUUUAAUAGUUAUUUGUAACUUUUGUAUAUGGUAUGUGCUGUAUGGGCCGGUUGAUGUGCUGUAUUAUGGCAGGCUGUUGCUCAAGCUGAAAUUGCUCCUGCAGCAGUCUUAAGGUUGUGUGAGAAGCAACAAGUUUUAGUUCUGACCAUUGCUGAGUUUUGUGGAUGUUUCCUUCAAGCACAUUGUUUUGGGUACAGUGCCUACCAAGAAUGUUUACUAACCAAAAAACUUGAUUAGGGCUAAAUUUCCUAGGAAGGAAAUGGAGAUGGAUUUCAAUAGAACUUAAUUUCCAAGUAAAUGUUUUGUUGUUGAGAAUCUAGUUAUGAAUUACCACACAUUUUGGCAAUUUCAGUGUGCUUUGUUUUGUUCUUUUACAAUCUCCUGCUUAGUCAUACAUGAGUGAGUCCUAGCAGGCGUUCACUAGAUACAGACUUUAGAUUUAUAUGGAUGCUUUAUAUGCAAAACAAAGGGUAAACUCCACAAUGUAACUUAUAGUAUGUGUGUCUGUUAGUAAGAGGGUCUGUUAUUAAUAAAUUAAUAUUUAGUUAGUAAUAAGGGAUAUUGUAUUGGUGAAUAUUGAUUUGAGUUUUAGCUGUCUUUGCCUAUUUACAAGUGUAAUUUCAUAUUUAUUUUUAAGACAUUAUUUGCUUUAUCAUAAUGCCGAUACUUGCAACCCACAAGUGCAUGAAUCUACAUGUAAUAGAUGUGAAUCAGAAGAAUCCAGAGAACCUCAUGUGCACCAGGACACUCUGAAUUGAACAUUUCAACUGUUGCUUCUCAUGCCUCGCUACAUCUCAAUUGUGAAGGUUUCCCAACUUAGUGGAAGGAGUUGAAUUGGGAAGUAGAAGUUCUGCUCAUUAUGCAAUUGAUUCUGAGUUCCUUUCCCAAGCCUAUUAUUAUAUUUGGUCUUCAGCAUCCUGAUUAAAUUCCACAAAUUGUUAGUAUAUUUAAAUAAAACAAUAUGUCUUGUGUGUGCAUAUGUGAUUUGUUUAAUGUAAGCUGAUUUAAAACUGCUCCCACAUGAUCAGAACUCACCAACUGGGAAUUCUUGUGACAGCAGAGAAUAAUUAGGAGGUUGGUCCUAUUUUUGUAAAGACCUGUAUGAACAUAAAUGGUGUACCUAAAAAUUCUGAUGUAUAUUAGGUUACAUAAAGUCAUCUGAAUGCUAGAUUGUAUUCACCCACUGAUUUAACUUGUGUGUGAGAAAAUCAGGAUGUAGCUUAAAAUAUGCAUAUUGUUGAGUGUACUAGAAAAAAAGGAUGCCUUUAAAAUGUGUAUUUUGAGUAUUGCAGGAUGUGUGUAAACUCUGUAUACCUGUUGUUUGUGUAAUAAUCUUAUUUCAGGGAUCUAAAUGUAUUGCAAUAGCAAUAAAUCUGAUAAAAGCUAA